Messenger RNA from Ylistrum balloti, 2891 nucleotides. RefSeq names its product protein FAM91A1-like. The transcript has 21 exons. The record is from RefSeq and is a predicted model, not a curated record. Lineage: Eukaryota; Metazoa; Mollusca; Bivalvia; Pectinida; Pectinidae. The coding region runs from base 1 to 2583 and encodes 860 amino acids.
AUGAAUCCUGAUAUCGAAGCGAACAUACGGAAAAACUUGCCAUGGCUAAAGCUUCCCCCAAACGUGCGCCAGGUUUUGGGUAAUUCUCAAAAGGAAUAUGAAAAGGCUGUUGGUCAGUUUAGUGUAAAAAAUCAGCUGAGAUAUAAAGGCAACUUAGUGAAGACGGUGCGUAAGGAUGAGAAGCGUUACUACGAAGAGAUGAUGCGUUAUAGUCAGGAGCAUCUCAUGCUUUAUCCCUACCACUUGUCUGAUGUGGUGGUGAAAGGCCUACGUGUCACACCAUUCACCUACUACGUCAACAUGAUGUCCACCAUCAUGACACAGGAGAAGAGCUACGAUUCACUUCCCAAUUUCACCGCUGCUGAUUGUCUACGUCUGCUUGGGAUUGGUCGUAAUCAAUAUAUUGAUUUGAUGAACCAGUGUAGAUCCUCUAAGAAAUUUUUCAGAAGGAAAAAUCCAAAGGAAUUAUUACCAGCACAACCAGUUGAUACCGCUGUAAUGGAACACUGGUGGCGUGUCAGUGUAGGAUAUGUCACUGAGGAUGAUGUCAGGAUGUGUACGACUGUAGAGAGGCAACUCAUAGACAGUAUUAUAGACGCAGGUGUGGUUAUAGCUGGAGAUCAUGAUUACAAACUUGUUCACGGAUUAUAUAAAAAAGGGCUUAUCUACCUGGAUGUUCCAAUUGCUGACGCUGACUGUAUAAUUGUUCCUCCACUUGAAGGUUUUGUGAUGAACCGUGUGUUAGGCGAUUACUUUGAAACUUUACUCUAUAAGAUAUUUGUGUCGAUUGAUGAGCACACCACCGUGGCAGAGCUCGCCAAUGUCCUUCAAAUAGACCUACAACUAGUCAAGAAUGCUGUUUCCAUGUAUUGUCGUCUUGGUUUUGCUAAGAAGAAAGGGGUAGAGUUUUAUGACUGUGAGAAUCUUCAUCCCUCAUGGAAAGAAGUGCAACCAGUAAACAAGAAGUUAACCCCUGACCAGACAAUCUUAGACUGGGACAAUGCUCUGGCUGAGGCAAACAAAGAGCCCUCUCACCAGGAAGAGGAGCAGGACAAACCAAACUCUAAUGUCAAUGCCCUGAAGGAUGUCAUGGAGAGUGAAAGUCCUACUGUUGGAAGUUGUAAAAGAAUCGCUUUCCUCUUUGAUUCCACAUUGACAGCAUUCCUCAUGAUGGGGAACCUAUCGCCUGGCCUGAAAAGCCAUGCAGUGACCAUGUUUGAGGUGGGAAAGCUUAGUGACGAAUCCCUGGACAGUUUCCUUACAGAGCUGGAGAAAGUUGGUUCUGAGGCAGAAGGAGAAGCUAGGAGGUACUUUGUGCAUGCCCUGACAUUGAGGGACACACUGAAGUUUCUCAGAUACAACAAGGACCUGACAUUCGAGAGCGACACAAAAACGGGACUUGCUGUUGAUCUGAUUCGCUGUGAAAGUCUGUUGGGACUGGACGCUGCAACUAGGGCCAGAGUUCUAAACAGAAACUAUGAGUUGUUGGUAUCCAUGGCACCAUUAAGCUAUGAAAUCAAACCUGUGAGCAGUUGUACACCCCAACAUAUAGGCCCAGCUGUACCUGAGGUGAAUUCUGUGUGGUUUAAGUUGUUCCUGUAUAGCUUAACCAAAUGUGGUCCCCCCUCCCUUCUUCUGGUCAAAGGCACAAAACUACGCAAGCUACCUACCAUAUUCCAUGAGUAUGACAAACUCUUGGUGACGACCUGGGGACACGACCCUGCUGUCAUCGCCACAUCCAACAUCUUGUUAACACUCAAUGAUGCUCUUAGUCAUUCUGCAGUUUUUGUCCAGGCCCAUGGUUGGCAGUCAGAGGGUAAAACAGUCAACAUAUCAUUUCCUAUUGACAAGGCAAAACUAGGACAAUCAUUUUCCAAGCAGAAUUAUGAAAGUCAUACAGGCAUUAAAAAUCUAUGUGAACAUUUAGACCUAGAACACACUUGUGGUUAUAUCACUCUGCUGAACACGGGACUGCUUUCCCGCACGGUGUUCCAGGAGGAUCCUGAUGAGGAAGACUACUUUGAGGAAGCUAGCAAUGGCAUUAUCUUUAACACCCAUCCGUCGGACACAGAAUCGGAUGGACCACUGAACGGUGUCACAGAUAAAAGCUCGGCAGACAUGCUGGCUUCGGAGAUUGAUUUGUUAGACUCAGAAAUGUUCGGUGCUACUGGUGCGGGAGAAAACCUAUCUGUCAAAACACUUAAGGAAAACAUGACAUUAGAACUUGACCUUGACCGUGACCGUGUUGGUCAGAGUUCAAGGUCAUUAGAAGACACAAAAGAAGAGGAUUGGGUUAUUUUGGAAUGCUAUUUUGGUAUUCCCUUGUUCAGUUCCAGUCUUAAUAAGGAUGUGUGUUCAAAAGUCAUUGCUGAAGGAUUAUUUUCAAAGAAUAGCCUCCAGGAACUGCUACAUUCCAGUAGGAAGGUGUCCCUUAGAUUACUAAACUUUGUCUCCCAGUACCAGGACAGUUCACGUGUUGGGGAUUUGAAUCAAGAUACAGCCCCAGACAAGGAAGAAACCACACCUCUACCAACUGUUAACCUCCUGUUUCAUAACAAAACACUGGAACCAUGGAUAGGUUGAUCACUGACCAGUAGUUUAUAAUUUCAUCAUCUGGAACUGCUUGUUGGAAACCCAAUUUCACUGAAGUUGAAUAUAUGGCAGUUAUUCUGUCUUUAAAUCAAAUUUAUAUUGAUUGAUUGUGAUCAAUAAGUCCUUGUAUUGGUCAACCAGACCAGAGCUUACAAAUGUCUCCAAAAAAUUUGACCAAAGCUUACAAAUAGGCUCUCCAAGAAAUUCGACCAAUGCUUGCAAAUGUGUCUCAAAGAAAUAUGGACAAAGCUUACAAAUAGUCUCUCCAAGAGAUUUGACCAAAGCUUACAAAUAGGCUC